AUGGUUAUAGAUCAUGAAAGUGUUUCUUCCUCCAAAACACACGUGGAAAACUAUUCUCAUAUAAUCAUGCUUGAGUAUGGUACAUGUUUUGUACGAUAUGCAUUUCCAGUUGGAAGAUCAAGCAGAAUUCCAGUAGACAAUUUAGAAUUCAAUUCUUCCGUGAAUUAUCAUCACCAGAGAACAAACAAGGCGGAAGCUCACGAAUGUGAUUUAGACCUUCUUAUCAAAGAGUUGGCAAAAAAAAUAGAUGAAAUAGAAUUUCCAUUGUCUGAAUAG
Messenger RNA from Entrophospora candida, 276 nucleotides. The record is from the annotation of a GenBank genome assembly. Lineage: Eukaryota; Fungi; Glomeromycota; Glomeromycetes; Entrophosporales; Entrophosporaceae.